Messenger RNA from Suillus fuscotomentosus, 2808 nucleotides. RefSeq lists its product as uncharacterized. NCBI's taxonomy places the organism in Eukaryota, Fungi, Basidiomycota, Agaricomycetes, Boletales, Suillaceae. The record is from RefSeq and is a predicted model, not a curated record. The transcript has 15 exons. The coding region runs from base 1 to 2808 and encodes 935 amino acids.
AUGACCAUAUUGCAUCGAUUCUUAUCCAGUACUGGGCUCAACAAAUGGGAGGUUCUAGACUACAAGAGUGGACUCCAAAAUAGAACAUAUAGGACGAGAAAGGUGGUCGGCAAAUGGGUGGAGAGACCUAUCAUUAGUAGAUCAGUUCCAGCAACCCCUACUAAGUCUUCCUCAAAGCAGGAAUCUUAUGGCAACCUUGGUGAUCACAUGGUGACUCCACUGCACCUGCCAAAGUCCUUGAGUCAAAAUGACUAUAUACGUCAAUGGGUCCCAAAGACCAAAGCAUAUCUUGACAUACUCCUUGAAAGAGAAGUUCCAUCAGAUAGGUCAUGUAUCAUCUGUGGGACAGAUGGUGUCUAUAAAUGCCAUGGAUGCUUUCGUCAAUGGACAGGCUUGUUCUUUGAGGAAAGUUGCUUGGUCAAGAGUGGGAUGGUGAUCUGGCUUGGACAUGGAGGAAAUGCAUGUCCAUGGGAUGAUGAUGUAGGGGAGUCAGCUCUGUUCACCACAGAGGAAGGAGGUUCCAAUGAUACGGAUGCCGAGAGCACAUUGGAGGAACCAAAUGCCGAGCAGAGCACAAAGGAGGCCCAUGACCUACCGACCGGUGUGCCGUUCAUUAAGAACAACAAGGCCAUGACAACAAUAGUUGACAAGUCCGGAGUACAUACCCACAUCGUCAAGUAUUGCACAUGCCCAGAGGCCGACACCGCAGAUAUACAGUUGUUUAACAUGGGUUUGUUUCCGGUGUCAUUCAUAGAACCGAAGACAGCAUUCACCUUUGAUGUCUUGAAUGACUUCUUACUCGACAACCUGGAGUGCAGGACUUCGGCGAUGAAUUAUUACAGCAAGUUAAGGAGGAUGACCACAAGCGUCUUUCCUCACUUGGUGCUGGACCGUUACCAGGAGCUCAUGAGGGUGGCAAGACAAUGGCGGAAGUUGAAGCUCCUGAAGUGGAAUGGCUUCAGCCAUGAGGAAAAGGAAACUCCGAGUUGGUUAUACACAAGAUCACUUGUCAUGGACGGAAACUUCAAAGCCAAGCAUCUUCAUGCCACAAAUCCCAUUGAUGAAGUGUCUCUCAUGGACGGUCAUGGUUUCAUGGUCGGUGAUGCCUUGUACAAGGAGCAUUUGGCCAUUGCCAAGGAUGCCAUGCAACAACCACCGCGCGAGGCCACUGGCAUCGGCGGAUGUGCAUGUGCGAGGCAUGGUUGUUUUGUCCCACACACCAUGGUAGAUUUUCAGAAGGGAGAAAGACAGAUGAAUAUGGAUUAUGCGCUGUGCAAGGCACUGAAACUCAAUGCCGAGGGCAUCCGCCAUAUAUUGACCUUCUAUGAUGUGAACUGUCAGUAUCAUAAGCACCUCCAGGACCGCAUCGCCAACAGUCCAUUGCUGAAGAUGCAUGACAAGCUGGAAAUCACCCCUGGCAUCGGACUAUGGCAUGUCCAUGGCCAUCAAGACAGCUGCUAUGUCAGAUAUGCUUCCAAUUUCAUACAAGGCGCAGCCAGGAUCAACGGCGAGAUCAUGGAGACCUUAUGGGUGCCAUUAAAUAUAAUCUCACCGGCGGCCCGUGGCAUGGGAACUCCUCACCGAAAAGAAUGCCUGGAUUACCAAAUGAAUGAUUGCAACUUCAUGAAAAUGAUCAGAAUGAGUGGGCAAAUCGCUUUGCCAAAAUACAAGGAAGCUAUGAAAGGGGUUGCCGACAGCAACAUGGUAUUUGAGAGGCUUGAUGAGAGCGCCGAUGCCGAUAAAGUCAAAGAUUGGGAGGCCCAAGAGAGGUUGGCACAUGAACGGCGGCACCAUGAUCCAACAGCAAUGGACAUUUAUGAAGUUCAGCUGUGCAAAGUGCCGACAAGAAAACAGCAAGAGUUAAGGUUGUUAACGGCGCAAGGCCGGUGGCCUGGCGAGGUGCGCCGGAGAGGUGCGGCAAUGUGGCUGGCAGAGGGCCUUGCUAUCGAGGAAGCCCAGGUCAUGCUGCAGAUGGAUGUGAGAAAGCUUGGACAUCGAGCAACAGAUACUCAAGCAAUCAUUCUCGGUGAGGAAUUAGGCGACAAUGACAUGCAGAUCAUGCAGCCAGAUCUGUUAAUACUUCAAGAAGACGCUGAAGAAGCUAUGGACACCGAGCUUAGAGCGUUUGAGCUGGAAAAGGCGGUAAUUUCUUUGCCUUCCAAUAUGGGGCUAGAGAAAUGUGCGGCCCUUGGUGUUGCUGAUAUCGCCGAUCAGGAACUCAUGCUCCGGCAAGGUCAGGCAAAUGAUGCCCUGCACCACAUCAGGGUGCAUUUGGCUGACAAGGCGGUCAUUUUCCGGAAGACUGUCAGAGUAGCAAAAUCACAAGCGUUGUCUACCAGAGCUUGGGCUCAAGUUCAUUCAGUGGACAGGGCAGUCAGCAUCAAUGCAAAUGAUGCACUGCUCAAGAGAUACCAACCGUUGACAAGGGAGCAUCUCAAGGUCAGCACUGCCGUCGCCGAUCCAAAUUCAAGAGGGCAGAGGAACAAUGUGUUAGCUUGGUUUUGGUCAUUGGACAUGGAAGGGGACUCCGAUAGCAGUGACUGGCUGAAUGAGUUUUACCGUGUUCACUGGCUUCGUGCCAAGGCUAUGAGAGACCAAUGGGCAGAAGAGUUGUUGCUUGUUCAGCAUGAAAUGGAUUGGACAUGUAACUUUUUGCUUCGGAAGGCCGACAAAUGGAUCCGUCUCGGUGCCAUCUUGAAGCUAGCCCAGAAGCAUGGACAUGUGGCAUACUCAGAGAGGCAGUGCAAAAUCUAUCAACAUCUGUUUGGAGAGGCGAGAGAUUCAUUCAACUGGGUGAUGGCUGCAUGA